Phlebotomus papatasi is the source of this 1645-nucleotide messenger RNA. RefSeq lists its product as uncharacterized. NCBI's taxonomy places the organism in Eukaryota, Metazoa, Arthropoda, Insecta, Diptera, Psychodidae. The transcript is spliced from 5 exons. Gene Ontology annotation, biological process: apoptotic process. Bases 132 to 1631 code for a protein of 499 amino acids. The record is from RefSeq and is a predicted model, not a curated record.
AAAAUCAAAAAGAAAUAGUUGACCUCUCUCAAAUCAAGCUUUGUCAUAUUAAAAAAAUUGAUUCUUCUGUACUAUUUAUUAAACAUUCAUUACCUGGAUAACCUAAUUUAAAUUGAUUGAUAAAUAGAAAAAUGAAAUGGUUUAAAGUUUGGAGCGCUGACAGGAGUCAGAAAAGGCUGAUGAAUUCCAUACCCAAUAUUAAUGCUUUGUUGCUAAAAGCAAGUGAAAUGCUGGGAUACCAAUGCACCACCUUAGUUUUAGAGGUGUGCGGAACUGUUAUAAAUGAUGAUUCAUUCCUAGAAGCGUCAUCAUUAAAUGAAAUAUUCAUGGCUCUGCAACAACAUGAAUUUUGGACUCCCUCAAUAUUAGUUAAUGAGGAUUUAAGUCAACAGAGACUGAACACUUCAAUCGGUGUAUUAAAUGACCGUGAAACACUUGCCAGCCCUGAUUCGUCCUUUAAUCAGAUAUUUUUGCUUGAGCCUCAACCAUCGACUUCUCGUUCAUUUUCAUCAGAAGAAGUUCGUCAGGAAACAUCCACGCCAAUUGGAAACAGCGGAACAAGUAAGCGGGCUCUUAGAGAGAAGUUUUUAGGAUAUGCUGGUGUGGUUAUUCCAUGGAGCCGACUUGAUUCUGACUGCUUGAACGCUUUGGAGGAAAAGAAACGUCUUUCCGCAACACAAUUAACUAAGGUGUGUCAGAUGGUAGUCGAUGAGAUUCGACUUACUGGGUACUAUGUACCAUGCAAAGUAUUCCACGAAACCGCCAAAAGCAUGUGCCAGCAAUUUCCUGAUACCUUCAUUGAAAAAGACGAUGAUGAUAUUAUUAUUGGAAAUGGAUACUUGGGAUUGGCAGAGAAACUAAGAAACAGGAACAAUUAUUUAAAUCAACCUCAUAAAACCAAGUUUGACGACCAAUUGCUGCACAAACAAAUAAAGACUUUGAAAGCAGACAAUAACGCAUGUUCCGGGAACAUCAAUAAUCAACCGAAUAUCUUCAGUCAAACAGAUGAAUCACUCAACCCACUCAACGAUGGAGAUAGUUUUGCUCUAAUUAGACGGGACAUCAAUGAAAAAAUGGAACUUACAGAGUUGCUCAACAAGUGGGAAAUUCUAAAGACGAAAGAUGGACUCUUCGAACACUUUAAGAAUCUAACAGAAACUGACAUCCAAACUAUGACUCCAAAGCUCAGGGAUAAAUACAGUAUGAUUUACUUUGCAUGCAUGAAGGAAGAAUUCGAAGGAGAAAAAGACCUGGAGAAAUUGAUAAAAGCGAUUUGCCACUAUUUCAAGGAAGAUGCUGACACAAUUUUGCAACACCGAGAGAUCAAUUCGCAAAAUCUCAUGACGGCACAUCCUGGGGUUUAUAUUAUAGAAAACACAGGAGAUCACAUGAUAUUCUACAAAGGGCAGGAGAUUCAGAAAGGAGCAAAUAUCUGGGAAGCGUUUGAAAUAAUGUUCGCAAUGUAUUACAUUUUCAAUGAAUGCUUUCCCAGAGAGAUUGCUUGCACACUGGAAUUUUUCCAGCGAUACGUGUUAAAAAUACAUCCAACAGAUGGAACAAAAAAUAUGAAAAGAAGUGUGUCCAAAUGUAAUAUGAAAGUUUUGGGCUUAAUGAAGAAAAUAAAAAAAUAAUUUUUUGUGAACAA